CCCCUGAAUGAGUUAAGGUUAAGAUUAAAUAAGAAUAUUGGAUAUUUCGUUAUAGCGUAAAUAAGUCUGAUGUGCCAAUUGAAGUUUUACUUCAAACUUCUCCGAUCGGACAUUGGAUUAUGUAUGUCAUGACGAUGCUGGUAAAAUAACCCUUGCGAUUUGAUCAGUGACUCACUACAGUCCUCGAAAUAAACUUAUAGAUAUUUAUAUUCAGACGAGAGAGUAUCUUGGUGUAACCGGUUCCUGGAGGAUCGCAUCGUGAGUGUUGCUAUUGUUGGUUAUUAUUUGGCUGAACCAUGUCGCCUUUUAACAUCGAGACAUGUGCAAGGCCUAACAUAUUGGCCCUGGAGCCAUACCGUUGCGCGCGAGACGACUACAAGGACGAUGGCACAAAUAUUCUCCUUGACGCCAACGAAAAUGCGUGUGGACCGUCGCUAACUCCAGCCGCCGUGUCAGCGGCGUCAAACAACUCCGGCGUGGAGAUUGACUUUCUGGGCUUGCACAGGUAUCCGGAUCCCCACCAGCGGGAUCUGAAGCAGUUGCUAUGCAACCUGCGUAAUACCCACCACCACACCGAUAAGGCCAUCACCCCGGACAACCUAUUCGUCGGCGUGGGAAGCGACGAGAUCAUUGAUGCACUGCUAAGAUGCUUCUGUGUCCCAGGUCGGGACCGUAUCGUGGUAAAUCCCCCGACGUACGGCAUGUACUCUGUGUCCGCACAGGUAAAUGAUGUCGGACUGGUCAAAGUCCCUCUGCUACCAGCGCCGACCUUCGGACUCGACGUCGCUAAGGUGCUCGAGGCGCUAUCUACGGAGGAAAACAUUAAGAUGGUCUAUAUAUGUUCUCCUGGGAACCCCACCGGCUCUAUAAUAGCCAAGGAGGACAUAAGGCAGAUCUUGGAGCACCCGACGUGGAACGGUGUGGUGGUCUUAGAUGAGGCUUACAUUGACUUCGCGCCGGAGGGCUCGUCGCUAGCGGAGUGGGCCGCCGAGUGGCCUAACCUGGUCGUCAUGCAGACGCUUUCCAAAGCCUUUGGUAUGGCGGGUAUCCGGCUUGGCGCAGCCUUCACGUCGCCGCCUAUCGCACGUCUUCUCAACAACCUCAAGGCGCCCUACAAUAUUUCCAGCCCGACCAGCGCACUCGCAUCUUAUGUUGUCGGCGGAGACGGGCUGGCGGUCAUGCGCGCGAACAGGGAGAAGCUGGUGCAACAACGAGAUAGGAUGGUCGCGGAGCUACCCAAGAUCAAAGGAGUAGGACGCUUGCGCGGCGGAGUCGCGAGUAACUUUUUGCUGUACGAGAUGCUGAAUGCGCGCGGUGAACCGGAUAAUACAGUCGCGCUGGCCGUGUACGAGACCCUAGCCGAGAAUAAGGGCGUGGUAGUUAGGUUUAGGGGUAAGGAGCAUGGAUGCCUUGGGUGCUUGCGAAUCACGGUUGGGACGGAAGAAGAAGUCACGAGAUUUCUAAAGGCUAUAGAACAGGCACUUGUUGAGGUCAAUGGGGGCAAGACGGCAGUGCCGGCAGAUGAAGCGAAGAGGGAAGCCGAGGCGAAUGGCGUUGUCGCGUAAAUCAAACUGGGGACUAGGUAAACAAAAUAUCUGGAUAGAAAGGAGGCUUUAUAGACUUAUGAGAAAAACAUUACACGCGAGAGUUACAUGUAUUGAAUCUAUAAAAGAAGGGUCAAAAUGUUCUAUUAGAAACGGAAAUAUGAUUGCUCAAACAUAAUCGAGGGGAUAGUAAGCGG
Annulohypoxylon truncatum is the source of this 1741-nucleotide messenger RNA. RefSeq names its product histidinol-phosphate aminotransferase. The transcript has 3 exons. NCBI's taxonomy places the organism in Eukaryota, Fungi, Ascomycota, Sordariomycetes, Xylariales, Hypoxylaceae. Gene Ontology annotation, biological process: L-histidine biosynthetic process. Gene Ontology annotation, molecular function: pyridoxal phosphate binding; L-histidinol-phosphate:2-oxoglutarate transaminase activity. The record is from RefSeq and is a predicted model, not a curated record. Bases 297 to 1565 code for a protein of 422 amino acids.